This is a messenger RNA of Papaver somniferum (opium poppy), 1527 nucleotides long. RefSeq names its product very-long-chain enoyl-CoA reductase-like. The record is from RefSeq and is a predicted model, not a curated record. Gene Ontology annotation, molecular function: oxidoreductase activity, acting on the CH-CH group of donors. The transcript is spliced from 4 exons. Lineage: Eukaryota; Viridiplantae; Streptophyta; Magnoliopsida; Ranunculales; Papaveraceae. The coding region runs from base 242 to 1174 and encodes 310 amino acids. Gene Ontology annotation, biological process: very long-chain fatty acid biosynthetic process.
CCACCGGUAUCGUUGGUUCUCCUACCUUCCAACUACUCACCAUUAAAACCCCUGGACAGAGAAACUAUGUACUGGUCAAAUAAAUAAGAACUGUCAUUCAAAUCUCAAUUCUUUACAGCUCGACAAAUCAAAUUCAAACUAGGGUUAGGCAAUUUAAUCAAUAAACUAACUACCCAUUUUCUCCAUUGUCUCUAAAACAAAAAAGAGAGAUUGGAUUGAGAUUCAAUUUGUGUGGAGAAAUAUGAAGGUCACUGUGGUUUCUCGAAGUGGUAGAGAAAUCAUCAAGGGUGGAAUUCAACUCAAUGAUUCGGCUACUGUGAGUGAUCUACAGGAAGCUAUUCAUGCUAGAACAAAAAAGUACUAUCCUUCGAGACAACGUCUCACUCUGCCCCUCAAUCCUGGAUCCAAGGACAAACCUACUGUCCUCAACUCCAAGACGAGUUUAUGUGAUUACUGUGAUGCUAAGAAGGAUAACCUGACAGUGGUGUUCAAGGAUCUUGGUCCACAGGUUUCAUACCAAAUACUUUUCUUCUGGGAAUACGUCGGCCCUCUAGUUAUCUAUCCUCUCUUUUACUACUUACCAGUGUACAAGUUCUUAGGCUACAAAGAGGAGCGUGUAAUUCGCCCAGUCCAGACCUACGCCAUGUAUUACUGGUGUUUCCACUACUUCAAACGUAUUAUGGAAACAUUCUUCAUUCACAGAUUUAGCCAUGCAACUUCUCCCAUUUCGAAUGUCUUUAGGAACUGCGCAUACUAUUGGUCAUUUGGUGCCUUCAUAGCAUACUAUGUGAAUCACCCACUUUACACCCCAGUCAGCGACCUCCAAAUGAAGAUAGGCUUUGGGUUUGGUAUAAUUUGUCAAGUUUCUAACUUAUACUGCCAUCUCUUACUAAGGAAUCUUCGAAGCCCCAGCGGUAAUGGAGGAUACCAAAUCCCAUAUGGAUUUUUGUUCAACAUAGUGACUUGUGCAAAUUACACAACUGAGAUCUACCAGUGGCUGGGUUUCAACAUUGCAACACAGACUGUUGCAGGUUAUGUAUUCCUUGUGGUCGCUGCUUCCAUCAUGUCUAACUGGGCACUUGCAAAGCACCGACGUCUGAGAAGGUUAUUUGAUGGCAAGGAGGGAAGGCCAAAAUAUCCUCGAAGAUGGGUUAUUCUUCCUCCAUUCCUCUGAAAAUUUCAGUGAGACACCUGCCUCCAGUGAGUCCAGUCGAUAUCCAGCUGCAAAGUAAGAUUAGUGAAUUCUCAGUACUCGUUGAAUAUAAACUAUUCACGUUAAUUUAGUCUAUUCACGUGUCUGUACCACCUUAAUCAUGUCUCGCCAAAUUUCUUGUUAAUUUGAAUCAGAUCAGAUCCUGUAGGUUUUACAGAAAAGUUAGACCUUCAGUUUUCUUUUAUUUAUUUUUAAUGACAAAUGUGGAACUAGCGAGUUCAUCUAAUUCAUGUAAUUUAUUGUACUUGAGCUAUUUUGAAGGUUCCUUUGAUGAUGAGAUUCAUUUUCAUAUAAAAGAGGUAAAAAUUCAAUCC